Molecule: messenger RNA, 6053 nt
Organism: Sceloporus undulatus (fence lizard)
Lineage: Eukaryota; Metazoa; Chordata; Lepidosauria; Squamata; Phrynosomatidae
Gene: COBLL1
Product: cordon-bleu WH2 repeat protein like 1
Exons: 15
Coding region: 387-3821 (1144 amino acids)
Molecular function (GO): actin monomer binding
Source: RefSeq, a predicted model, not a curated record
GGAUUUGGAAGAGGACUGUAAUGUCUCUUUCAUAAAACAUUUCCAUAUGCUUCAUACAAGUGUGGUAGUAGCAAAGAGGAGGAGCGAGGCUGGGAUAAGAGCAACAGUAACAACUUUGCAAAAUUGCUUGUAAAGUUUUGUUUAAAUAGGACUUUGAACUGUGUUCUCCCUCCCUCUCUCCCCUCCAUGGACUAACAGGAGAGUAAAAGUGAUCUUUGUAUUCCAUGCUUGGACCUGACGUUACAUGCGUAGAUCCGGCUGCUGGUUAAGCGCUUACUCUCAGAAAGUACCUGGGACGGAAAGGCAAGCCUAAAGCUCCUCUUCCUCCAUCAGAGAAAAGAAUCACUGACUGUUCUUUUGAUGACUCAGAAUUAACUAACUUCACUAUGGAACAAAAAGAGAACAUAAUUGACAGGAACAUUGAGCUGUCUGUGGUUCUCCCAGGGGAUGUGAUCAAGUCCACAACCGUUAAUGGCAGCAAACCAAUGAUGGACUUACUGGUAUACCUUUGUGCACAAUACCGUUUAAAUCCAUCAAGCCACACUAUAGACCUGAUGUCAGUAGAGAAGAAACAGAUCAAAUUCAAACCAAAUACACCCAUUGGGAUGCUUGAAGUCGACAAAGUGAUUUUAAAGCCAAAACAGAUGGAUAAGAAGAAACCCACUCCUGUUAUCCCAGAGCAAACUGUAAGGGUAGUAGUAAAUUACAAGAAGACACAGAAGACUAUUGUCAGAGUUAGCCCUCAUGUACCACUUGAAGAGCUCCUGCAAAUUAUCUGUAGCAAAUGUGACUUCGAUCCUUUGCACACUGUGUUGCUGAAGACCUACCAAUCCUCCGAGACACUUGAUUUGACAAAAUCCCUCAAUGACCAUGGACUCAGAGAAUUAUAUGCAAUGGAUAUCAGCAGAGCCACACCAACUACUGAGUUCAGCUUUUCAUCUUUACAAGAUUCUCAGAAUAUGCAAAAUUCAGACAUUUUAAAGGAGAAAGAAAAUAAAGGAUUCUUCAGUUUUUUUCAGCGAAGCAAGAAAAAACGAGAACAAACUGCCAGUGCUCCUGCUACUCCAUUAAUAAGUAAGCCAAGGCCUGCCUCCGUCACAAAACCCAGUACCAUUUCGAAACAAUAUGACUCAAACACCCUGCCAUCUGAGAUGCCAAAGAAGCGACGAGCACCUCUGCCUCCUAUGCCUGCUUCUCAAAGUGUGCCCCAAGAUCUUGCACAAACCCAGGAUAGACCUACGUCGUGUGUGGUGAAAUCUAGCAGUGUGGAUGAAACUGACAAGGGACUUUCAGGGAUAGGAAUAGUGAGAACAGGUUCUCUUCAGCUCAGUGGCACAUCAUCGGUGAAUUCUUCUCUGAGGCGGGCAAAGCGCAAAGCACCAACACCACCUCCCAGAAAAUUGCAAGCCCGAAGUGACAACAGCAUUGAGACCGGAUCAGAAUCAGCAGAAUCAGUUCAUACCGAAGGCACUGCCAGAGAAAGAUACUCAGAAGUACUAUCUCUAACAGGCAAUGUAGUUGAUCUAACCAGGACAGCAGUGCCAUCAGGCUGCUCUGAGCCAACCAAUCAUGAUCAAAACAAUAUCCAGCAAGUCUCAGAUGAAGGUAGUCUUUUGGUUAACCCUGAUACUCCAGAUGAAUCUGAAGUGUCUUUCAAAUCUGACAUUGGGUCUGAAUAUAGCUUAGAGGAGAUUGACGAGAUGGAAGAAAUGCAUGAAGAAAGUACAGGCACCUUCCUUACUGGACAAGAAGUUUCUACCUCUGUCAGCUCUCUCGACCUUCCACUGGAUGUUCAAAAAACCGAGUCUGUUCCAUUGACUUCUGAUCCUGGCACUGAAGAAAAAAGACUUGACUCAGAUGAAGAAAAACCAGAAAAUAUGAGUACAGAUGACAAAGUUCAGCAUAAUCAGAUAUCCACAGAAAAGAUUAUAUUCGACAAUGGGAAACAGUUUGGAGCAUUGGAAACAAAUACAAACAUUGGUCACUGUGAUGCAACAUCCCUUCCAACAAUGACAGAUGAAAGAAACUAUGGUGUAGUAGGAGUGAGAGAAAGUAAAACUCUUGAAGCUUCAAACUAUGAAACCUGUCAAGAUGAUACCUCUCUAAUUCAGGAGCACAAUACUCUAGCACUUCUAGAGGUGCUUGAUCAAAAAUGGGAUUGCUCCAGUGUGGAAACGGUAAAGACCCAGGAUGUUGCAAUUCAGGCAACCCCAUCUGAUGAUAAUUUAGGCCAUAGUGCAUUAAAUGAGAGUAUGGAUCCUCAGAGUAACAAGCUGGUCAGCCACAAAAGUUCUUCUCACAUUCAGAAAUCAGUUGUGGAGAAUCAGUCCUCAGGGCUCCUGAACAGGAUGCACGAAAGUGUUGGAACACUGACAGAGCUCAACCACCAGAAGCACCAAGCAGUUCAGUGCAGACCAAGUCCUAAUGGUGACCAGAGUAAUACAUUUGAGAAUGAUAACUCUAUUCCACCACAGAGAGUUGUGAAAAGUCCCGGUAGUUCCCCCACAAAGGGUUAUCCUCUUUAUCGUCAAGACUCAAAGCCUAAACCUAAACCUUCCAAUGAGAUUACAAGGGACUACAUACCCAAGAUUGGAAUGACUACUUAUAAAAUAGUGCCUCCAAAAUCUCUGGACAUAGUGAAGAACUGGGAAUCAGAUACUGUAGAGAAUCAAGAAGCUUCCUGUUUGCAUGUAUCUCCUAAGAAUGAGAAUUCCCAAGAGUUUGGUACACAAACAGAAAUUCUUAAUACCAUAAAAAGCCCAAAUGAAACAAGAUCUGGCUUUAGAAAUGAAGUUAGGUUGCCAGGGAACAAUCCACUGGCUAAGACGUAUGGUAUUGUGGAUAAUAUGACACUUUCUUUCUCUAAUGCCAAAGGCAAGAAAAUAGAAGCAGAACAUUCCAAGCUUAAUCCAGAGCAUUUAAUCACCCACUUGGUGUUAAGCACAGAAAGGAAAAGUUGUUCGCCUCCUGCAGUGCAAGAAAAAUCAAGGAUAGUAAGUCCUCCACCAAAGCCAAGCAAUUUUUAUUUGCAGAUGCAAAGGAGGGCUUCUAGUCAUUAUGUAACAUCUGCAGUUGCAAGAAGUACUUCUCUUAGUAGCCCUACUCAGAGUGAAACUAAGACUAUAGAGACAGAGAAAAAGUUGGCAUCACCAGAUCAAAAUUCUUUUCCAUUUCCUAGACUGGCUAGUGUUCCCCCUCAGUUAGUAGAAGAAAAGACUGAAAAUGGUCAUAUUGAGGGAAGAAAUGAAGUCACCACUUCUGCAAUCAAAAUGCCUAAGCCUUUGAAUUCUCCCCCUUCCCAGCCUCCUCCAGUAAAUCUGAAAGCGCUGAGGACUUUUGUUUUGCCGCAACCAUAUUCAAGUUACAGGCCCUCACCUUUUGCCCUUGCGGUAUCAUCAGCAGUUAAGAGAUCACAGUCAUUCAGUAAAACACACACCAGUGCAACUAGGCCAUCUUUUGAACAUUCCUUAUCCACAUUCAACACUGAGACAAAAGACAAUUCUCCUCUACCAAGCCCAACAGGACAAGCACAACAGAGCAUGCCAGACAAGAAAAAUAAUUGUGCAACCUCUGAGCAAAGUAAGCGAGUUCCCUCUUUGCCCGGCCACCCAACAACUCCUGCCUGUGAGAAAGGCACUGCUGUGACUCUUCAGCGCCCUGACCCAGAACAGAUCCACCAGAGCUUGCUGGCUGCAAUCCGCUCUGGAGAAGCUGCUGCCAAAUUGAGAAGGGUUGCUCCUCCAUCAAACACUGUUGCCAUCAAUGGAAGACCCAGCCUCAGUUCCUCAGUGGCCAUAGAAGCAAGAUACAGUCAUCACUAGGACUUCAUGCCAAACAUUUUGCACUUUAAUCACCAUUGCAUAGACCUACUGCGUAGACCUACUUCACAGUUAAUUGUGCAUUAUUGAAGACUGCACAUUCAUGCAGGGUUAUGUUGGAAUAUAUUGUCAAGUGAAGCAUAGAAACUUCACAAGAUGCCUCAAAGAUUUCUUAGACUAUAAAUAAUUUAUAGCUUUUUUUGCCUUUUCUCUUUAAAGCUGAAAAUGCUGCUUCAGAACUCAUAAUAUGGCAAAGAAGAUUUUAAUUUUUUUUUCUCCUUGUGAUCAUCAGAUAAGUUGAUUUCUACUUUAUACUUAAUAAAUUAUGUGUAGCAAUGUGUUGUAUAAUGUUGAUGUAUGGGGUUCUUAAUGUUUAUAACUGAUUAAUGAUUUUGUUCAGAAAUGUAUGAAUUUAAAUAUAGUUCUGCCACCUGUUGCCUUGAUUAUUAGGUCGGGAAUUUAAUUUCUAGAACUGCAAGUGAGAAAGUUUUCUUUUGUUUAACUAAAAAUGUAGGAACAAAUCCUUCUAAUGUUGAGCUUGGAUCAUACCUGUUUUGUAUCAGCAUUAUUUGUAUUUUUAACAUCACAGUAAAGAAAUAAUAUAGGAGGUCUCUGGUUUACUAGUUUAACACUAUAUAUGGGUGUUGUUCUUUUUACAUACAUCAUUGCUGUAUGGUCUUAAUGCACACACCACAAAGUGCCUGUCUGAUCUUAUGUGCUAUAACACUAGCACUGGUUAAUUUACACCUGUUUUCCAGAAGUGGCAUCUAAGUCAGCAUUACUGAGCUGUGUAAAAGAAUCAAAUAGCAUAUCCUGGAGUUUUGUUCAAUAUUUGGACCGCCACUUGUUUUGGAUUUCAACUUCCAGAAGUCUCAGACCAAGUUAGCAAGUGGUAAGGAAUUAUAGGUGUUGUAGUUUGUUUUUAAGAGUGUGUGUGUGAAGCUUCCCUACUCUGUUGUCAUAUCUGAAAGCAGAUUUACAUAACCUGAAAUCUAGAAAAUGGAUGCCAUUGUUCACUUUCUUAUUGGGACUUUCCAGUCCUACUGUUUGACAGCUGAAUUAAAAUUGCCAAGAGCAGGGACAUCCAGUAAACAAUUUACAGCUCAUGUGUUUGAGAAUCCGUAUUAUCUAACAAGAAGCAUUAAUGAGUUAAUAAACUUCUGGGCUAUAGUGAGGACUCCAGAACUUUGGUGGGUUACAGACCGCCCAAAAGAGGCGCCUCCUCAGCGCCUCACUUUGCUGCACAGCUGCGCCACAACAUACAAAUAGCGCGGUGCAGCUGCGCAGCGAAAAAGGAGCCCAAAAAAGCGGCUCCUUUUUGCGACGCCACAAAGCGCCAAAGGCGGGGCUGCUACGUCGCAGCUGCGCAGCUCCGUCUAGAAGCUGUGCAGCUGUGAUGUGGCGGGUGCACGGGCCGUAUGGAUGGUGCUGCGCAAUUGCGGCGCAUGUGUGACGUGCUCGGGUUGCGGGGCAUGUGCAUGCUCCGCCCCGAGGCAACCCUAGCACGUCGCGGAUGCGCUGCAAACGGCCCGUCUGUAACCCGCCUUUAUUUCAAAGUUAAUAUAAAUCCAUAAUUAAGGAAAGAUGGGUAUAGAUCAGGUACAUCUUAAGGUUAAGAUUAAGAGAGCAAUAUUAGCACAGAACAUCCACUAUUCAUUUGAACUAGGCUGAAAAUACAUAAAGGAGUCAAAAUAGUUAAGUGCAAAAUUCUGUGCAUAUGAACUUUUUUUCCUAAUAGACAUUAAAAUGGAUAUCUUAUUUUGUUGUAUGUCAAGUAACUUUUAAAGUAUUUCUCUUAAAUUCAGGAAAUUAAAGGCAGGGAAAGAAAAACAAAGCCUAUUUUACAUUCUGUAAGUAGGUAAAGAGAUGGUGGUGGUGGUGAUGAUUUUUGUGCAUUAUAAAAUCUUUUAAUGAUGCUUUAAGCAAUGUUAAUGAAUCAGUUUUAUCAGUGUACAAAAUAGGAGUAGAAUUGAAUAAUUGCUACUGAAAAAGGCAUGUCAGAUUGAGGAGCAAUGCACAGACAGCAAAAUCCUCAGUAACAAGUGUGGCACUUCUUUGUCUGUUCAUCUUCUGCUGUCAAUGCUGUCAAAUUAAUGUUGCAUUUGUAUAACAAAGCUAUUUGUGAUCCUAGCUGUGAUCAAUCAGUUGAAUUGUAGAUAAAUGCUGCAAAUACUGGGAUAUUUGCAAUGCCCUAAAUUAAUUCAUGGUUUUGUUAAAUAAAAUUAAUUGUAUUUA